AGAUGUUCAUACUUUGUUCCCAACUGGAACUAUGAAGAAAAGAACAUUAACUUCGAAAGCUGAGUGAUAAAGGUUGAAGAUGUAACUGCUCUCUCUCUCUCUCUCUCCUCUCUCUCAUUAUAUCAUGCAAAUGGAUCUUGGGUCCUGGGUUAGAAAUCAAGCCUAAUAAAAACACCCUUCUGCUAUUUCCAAAGCAUUUGCAGUGAGGCAGAAAGUCUGCAGGGUUCUUCCUCUCUCUCUCUCUACUCUCUAGCUCUAGCUAUCUGUUUUCUUCCAAUUUUUUUAAUUAAUUUUAAAAUUCUUUUCUGGGUUAUACUAUACUAAUAUUUUAUCUCUCAUCUGUCUUGUCUGCUGUCUUUUCUCAAGUGCCUCAGGCUUCUUCACUCCACUUUAAACAAAACUUUGCAGGCUUUUUCUGUCAGAACCUCUGCCAAAAGCUUAAAAAAAAACAAUCUCCACACCCAACAAACCCAACAUAUUAAUCUCACCCAGUAAACAACUAAUCACCACAACAGAAAAACAGACCAAGCUUGAACCCCACCCCAUCUCUCUCUCUCUCUCUCUAGAUGGACUUUCACCUUGAGCAAUGGAGAACCCAGCAGCAUGAGUCAGAGGAACAACAUUCUGCAAAGAUACCAAAACUUGACCUUGAUCCCCAUCAAAACUCAGAGCUUCCAUCUGCUGGGUAUGCUCUCCCUCUGUUUGUUCCUGAACCCAACACCAAAAUCCUGUCAGCAGCAUUUUCUGAAUCCUCACCUGCCACCUCCAGAUUUCCCAAAGAAAUGGGAAGCUAUUUCAGCUUGUCACAGUGGCAGGAGCUGGAGCUGCAGGCUUUGAUAUUCAGGUACAUGGUGGCCGGUGCGGCUGUUCCUCCGGAGCUUCUUCAGCCAAUCAGGAAAAGCCUCCAUUCUGCUCCUUAUUUCCUCCACCACCCUCUCCAACAGUUCCCUCACCUUCAACCUGCUUUGUUGCAAUCAGGGUAUUGGGGAAGAGCUGCCAUGGAUCCGGAGCCAACGAGGUGCAGGAGGACAGAUGGGAAGAAAUGGCGGUGCUCGAGAGAUGUGGUUGCAGGUCAGAAGUACUGUGAGCGCCAUGUGCACCGUGGCAGAAACCGUUCAAGAAAGCCUGUGGAAGUUGCCACCACAACCACCGCCGCCACCACUACCGCUGGUGGCGGAGGGAGUGGCACUAGUCUUAAUAAUGCUACCACCGUCACCAAUACAUCCGCUACUGGGACCCAUUUCGCUCUUUCUGGGUCUUCAUCAUCCCCUUCGAUUGAUCUUCUUCAUCUCAACCAAAGUUCUUCAGAGGCCAAACCUGAGAAUAUGAGCCUCUUCGGGCCCUGCAGUGAGGUCUUCGCUAGUGCAAAAUCCGACAGCCAUGUGUUGAGGCCCUUUUUUGAUGACUGGCCGGGGAAGCUUCAAGAACUCGACAAUGCAAGAAGCAAUGCUAGCUCAAUGAACUCGGCCACCAGCCUCUCCAUUUCGAUACGUGGAACUACCUCAUCGGAUGUGUCGUUGAAAUUGUCUACUGGCAAUGGGGUCGAGCCAGGCCACCAGGACAGCCAUGCUGAGCGUGGGCAACCACAUUUGAAUUGGCCAGCCGGGUGGGCAACAAACCAAAUGGCUUCCAUGGGAGGACCACUUGCAGAGGCCCUGCGGUCCUCUUCCAACUCCAAUUCGUCGCCAACCAGCGUCUUACAUCGGUUGCCCCGCGCCUCUGCCUCCGAAGCUAGCUUCAUCAGCACUUGAAUUAUCAUCCGUAUCAGACAGUUCCGGCAAGCUUCUUAUAGUUGCUUGUGUAAAUCGCUCUCAUUAUUUUACUUUAACUGGACGAGUUCUGUGUAUGUUUUAACCAAAACAAAUUUAACACUCAUUAUCUCGUAGAUGUGCAAUUGCAAUUCACUUUUCAAGUUAAGGUGA
Molecule: messenger RNA, 1922 nt
Organism: Malus domestica (apple)
Lineage: Eukaryota; Viridiplantae; Streptophyta; Magnoliopsida; Rosales; Rosaceae
Product: growth-regulating factor 3
Biological process (GO): regulation of DNA-templated transcription; DNA-templated transcription; developmental process
Cellular component (GO): nucleus
Molecular function (GO): ATP binding
Source: RefSeq, a predicted model, not a curated record